AGGUCCAAAGUUGGAAUCAUCCCACUAAAACGAUCGGAAGUGUAUAUGUUGUGAGUGUCUUAGGAUUAUCUAAUUACGUCGCCCUCUUUUACGUGCAGGUUGCUAGUGCAACAGCAACAUUUGUGAUGACAUUUUCAUCAUCCUUAUCUGUGGUGGAGUUCUACCUCCUCAAGAGGUUCCCUAUGCCUUUCGCUUUAUACCUCACCGGAGUGUCCGUCUUGGCUGGAUUCUGGGGACAGUAUUUUGUGAGAAAACUCAUCACAAUCGUUGGGAAAGCAUCCAUAAUUGUGUUCAUUCUUUCUGGCGUCAUCUUUGCUAGUGCUCUCACAAUGGGUGUGAUUGGAAUAGAGACCAGCAUCCGCAUGAUAAGCAACCAUGAAUUCAUGGGGUUCUUAGGCUUCUGUGGCAGUAACUGAUUUUGGGCACUACAAGAAAAUGCCAAAGAGAAAAUUGGCAAGAAAAUCUUUACAAAUUCCUCAAGUGAAUAUUGAUUACUUGGAAAGUGUUGGCCAAUACCUUGUUGACCAAUACUUUGAUGUAGUACUAUUGUUGUGAAGAAAUAAGGAUGUUUGAAACGUGUGUUUUUUCUUUUAGCUAAAAGGUUUGGUAAUUCAAUGUUAGCUCCUCGCUAACAUUAAUCUCCAAACCAAUCAAUAAGUGUAAUGAAAUUGAAACAUAUAUAGUGUGUUGUGUAUUGUAUUAUGGUUUGGUAGUACAACGUUAGCUUCUCGCUAACAUGAUCUCCAAACCCAUCAAUCAUUUUCUUCAAUAAAACCAUCUAGAUUUUUCUUUCAUUGUA
Morus notabilis is the source of this 799-nucleotide messenger RNA. Its product is annotated as sulfite exporter TauE/SafE family protein 4-like. The record is from RefSeq and is a predicted model, not a curated record. The transcript is spliced from 3 exons. Bases 126 to 416 code for a protein of 96 amino acids. Gene Ontology annotation, biological process: protein ubiquitination. Gene Ontology annotation, cellular component: Cul4A-RING E3 ubiquitin ligase complex. NCBI's taxonomy places the organism in Eukaryota, Viridiplantae, Streptophyta, Magnoliopsida, Rosales, Moraceae.